This is a messenger RNA of Linum trigynum, 507 nucleotides long. Lineage: Eukaryota; Viridiplantae; Streptophyta; Magnoliopsida; Malpighiales; Linaceae. The record is from the annotation of a GenBank genome assembly.
AUGAUCACCGGCUUCUUCCGAGGCGGUGGGGGCUGGAGGAACGGUUCUACAUGCGAGAUGGCGGUGAAGCAGCUGCAAAGCCGACUGAGAAACCUGAAGAAAGAAACGGAAAAACGGGUCCAGGACCGUACCGGCAGAAUAGCUCGGUUCGUAGACGAUGGGGACGUGGGUGCCGCGGAGCAGAUAGUGAGGGACGAGAACGCGAUCCGGAUCCUCGAAUUGCUGUACCAUUCGUGCGACGUCGUCAAGGCCAAUCUCACCUACAUACGCCGCCACGUGGACUGCCCUAGGGAGAUCAACAAGGCGGUCUCCACGUUGGCGUUCGCCAGUUCUACGACGAUGCGACGGCGGAUGCGGCGAGUCUCGAGGGUUUCCGUGGAAGUUGCGUUGACUCGGAAGUGGCGGAGAGGCUGGAGUCGAGGCAUGCUAGGGUUCCUUAUCCUACCACGCUUGCAAAGGUUUGUGCGAUACUUCACAAGGACGUUGGAGCUCGCGACGAGGAAUUAG